GGCGAUUUGCAUCGUCCUGUGCACAAACAAAGAGGAUGCCACGGAACGCCGUCCUGCGCGGGAUCAAGCGACUCAUGUACAAGAAGGACAUUGCGGCAACAGAGGCCGACUACGGCGUCUCGAUCCGCGAAGCCCACCAAGCGUACCGCGAGGCCAUUGCCGUUGCGCGCCACGAGCUCGAGAAAAGCUUGGAGGCUGCCGCGCUCGACAUCGAUCGCGUCAUGCACCGCCUCCGUGACGCCGGCGACGAGGUGAGCACGCACCCCGAUUUUGUCGCGGCCCACGAGCACAUGAAUGCGAUUCGGCUCGCUGGCGCCAAGCGGCUGGCCGACAUUGACGACGAGUUGCAGUCGAGCCUUGAAGAGCUCAAGCGGUCGUAUAUGGAGAAGAUGUCUUCGUGGACAUAACGCAGUUUUGCUCGUCUGUAGUCUAAGUAGGUACUAGUAGUCAGUUUAAAAACGUGUAUUUCGUGAGUCGCGAAGCUUCAAGCUUUUGGUCGGCAUGGGUGCGACGACCGG
Messenger RNA from Saprolegnia diclina VS20, 518 nucleotides. RefSeq lists its product as hypothetical. Bases 36 to 407 code for a protein of 123 amino acids. The record is from RefSeq and is a predicted model, not a curated record. NCBI's taxonomy places the organism in Eukaryota, Oomycota, Saprolegniomycetes, Saprolegniales, Saprolegniaceae. The transcript has a single exon.